This is a messenger RNA of Xenopus laevis (African clawed frog), 1488 nucleotides long. RefSeq names its product cytochrome c oxidase assembly factor COX18r L homeolog (gene cox18.L). Gene Ontology annotation, cellular component: membrane; mitochondrial inner membrane. Bases 246 to 1415 code for a protein of 389 amino acids. The transcript has 7 exons. Gene Ontology annotation, molecular function: membrane insertase activity. The record is from RefSeq and is a predicted model, not a curated record. NCBI's taxonomy places the organism in Eukaryota, Metazoa, Chordata, Amphibia, Anura, Pipidae. Gene Ontology annotation, biological process: mitochondrial respiratory chain complex IV assembly; protein insertion into mitochondrial inner membrane from matrix; protein insertion into membrane.
UUACCACUGGAGGAAAAGCAUUUUUGCAAAAGCCACAUUAAAUUGGUGCAACAUCGUUGUAUCCAACGUUAAUAAACAAAUAAUAAUAAUAAAAUUCUAUGUGGAUUCCCUUGUGAGCCCCCUCCUCCAGGCUUGAAUGAAUUCUGUUCUCAGGUUAGCCUUGGACACUAGUACCCUGGCCUUGAGGCAGAACCACCUGAUUGGCCUUACGAGCAGUUCUUAGAUUUCUGUGGAACCAUAUCUCUAUGCUCUACCACCGGUUUUCAACAAUGCUCUGCCAGCAUCUAAGAAACCAGACUUUCUGGUUAAGGGGCACUGGUUUCCGAACUUGCCAAAUCAAGACCAUUUCACGAUCUCUGUCAAGAAUCGUUGGAAGUCCCCAUCGUAACAACUGUCAUCGAGGAUGGAGGUCCCAGGAAAUUCUAUCAGUUUGUUUUAAGUCUGACAGUUGGGCCACUAGGAUUCCAUUAUGUGGUCAGUUUGUUCCAGGAUCUUCUCAAAGCAGGACAAUUUGCUCUACAACUUCCUUGUCUGCAGCAUCUACAGGCAACAUAGGUAGUGGUUUUGGCUGGUAUGAAAGUUUGUCAGACUCUGCUCCUGUGAACCUUGCGGAGAGCAUGCUAAUUUCUCUUCAUGAGACCUCAGGGAUGCCAUGGUGGGCAAAUAUCAUCUGUGCUACUGUAGCUCUCAGAACAACGGUCACACUACCUUUAUCGGUGUAUCAGAUGUACAUACUAGCAAAGGUGGAGAACUUGCAACCUGAGAUUGACGCAUUAGCGAAGCGGCUACGCUAUGAAGUAUCUGUUUAUGGGAAUCAACAUGGCUGGACUGAUAAAGUUGCCAGAUUCCAGUUCAGAAAGAACUUGAGAAGGAUUAUCUCAGGACUGUACGUGAGAGACAAUUGCCACCCUGUCAAAGCAAGUCUGCUGAUCUGGAUCCAGAUUCCAAUGUGGAUCUUUGUUUCUAUUGCUCUAAGAAAUAUCAGUCUGAACAGAACAGCUGACACAACAGGGGACGCUGUUCAAAAGCAACUUACAGAAGGUGGAUUACUCUGGUUUCCUGAUCUAACCGUGCCAGAUUCUACAUGGGUUCUUCCAGUAACUUUGGGGUUACUCAAUUUAUUCAUAGUGGAGAUAUUUGCUUUGCGCAAAAUUGAACUGUCAAGAUUUCAGAAGAUAAUAACAAAUUUUAUUCGAGCGAUAUCUAUUGCAAUGAUCCCCAUUGCCGCCACUGUUCCUUCAUCUAUGGCUCUUUACUGGGUCACCUCAAGUUGUGUGGGCUUGGCACACAAUCUGCUGCUUCGAUCUCCGGCUCUGCGCAGGGUUUGCAGAAUUCCAAGGUCCAAGUCUGACUCUGACACGCCGUACAAAGACAUACUUUCAGCCUUUGUAGUUAAAUACUUUUCAAAGAAAUGAUGCGUAUAUGUCCUUUUAUCCUUGAGUGUAAAUACUAGUAUAAUAUACUAUUUAUAAAGUAUUUUCAACCCUU